CUCCACCGCAGUCUCUCCGCUGAAAGAGAGGCUCGGAAGCAGGGCUACUGGGUCGCACAGCCCGGGGCUUCCGCGUACCCUUCCCAGGCGGCCACGGCAGCCGGAGUCACCCAGCUUGGGGCGCGGGAGACCCUGCCGAGCUUCCCUGGCCAGUUCCUUGUGCGCGAAUAGGGUGGGACGGCCCCACCCCGCUGCGAGGGCAGGGGAGGUGAUCCGCUGGAGUCACCGCGGUGGCCGUCGUAGGUGUCGCCCCCGGGGAGGAAGACAGAGCUUGCCCCCAAAGGGGACAGGCCAGCUGCACUUGGGAGCCAGCCGCCUUCAUCUGGUGUCCCCGCUUAUCGGUUGCCACCAGCCGUGCAGGACCCGGGCUCGAAAGGCCAUAGCUAAGGCGUCCCAGGAGGCGGGGCGGACGGGGCUGGUCCCGGCACCACGGCAGGAGGAGCUCGGACAGGCCUCCUGCCAAGGCUUUCCGGGGCUGGUUCUCUUUGAGAAUGCGAUGGCCAACGAGGUCCUCCUAGUGAGGAGAGAGACCGCGAGAAUUCCUGGAGUUGGGGAGAGAAAGGAACUUUUUUCCAGGAACUGGGCGGGGCCAGGCGUUCCUGGCGACCCCUUGGCUUCCUCUCAGCAGCCUAUGAAACACUGGCUACGGGCCCUACGUGUGGUGCCCCACCAGCCAUUUACGCUGAGGAACGUGAGGGUUGCUGCGGAAGGAUUGCAUCAAGCCCAUGAAGGUGGAUAAAAGGCCAGGAAGCGGCGUGGCCAAGAUCCACAUCGAAGAUGAUGGGAGUUACUUCCAAGUCACUCAGGAUGGAGGGGCAAAGAAGCUGGAGAGGGCCAAGAUCUCACUGGAUGACUGCCUGGCAUGCAGUGGCUGCGUCACCUCGGCAGAGACCGUGCUCAUCACUCAGCAGAGCCACGAAGAGCUGCAAAAGGUUCUAGGUGCUAAUAAGAUGGCGGCACCCAGUCAGCAGAGGCUGGUUGUCAUCUCGGUCUCGCCCCAGUCCAGAGCGUCGCUGGCUGCAAGGUUUCAGCUGAAUCCUACAGACACUGCCAGGAAAUUAACUGCAUUCUUUAAAAAAAUAGGGGCACACUACGUGUUUGAUACAGCCUUCUCGAGGAACUUCAGCCUCCUUGAGAGCCAGCGGGAGUUCGUGCAGCGAUUCCGAGCACAGGCUGACUCCAAGCAGGCCUUGCCCGUGCUGACUUCUGCCUGUCCAGGCUGGAUCUGCUACGCCGAGAAGACCCACGGGAGUGUCCUCCUCCCCCACAUCAGCACUGCCCGGUCCCCGCAGCAGGUCAUGGGCUCCCUUGUCAAGGACUUUUUCGCCCAGCAGCAGCCUUUGCUGCUGGGGCCAGGCAGCUGCACCACUGCUGUGUCCUCCACACAGCAUUUGACCCCCGACAAGAUCUACCACGUGACAGUGAUGCCCUGCUACGACAAAAAGCUGGAAGCCUCCAGAGCAGACUUCUUCAGCCAGGAGCACCAGACACGCGAUGUGGAUUGUGUCAUCACAACAGGAGAAGUCUUCAAGCUGCUGGAAGAAGAAGGGGUCUUGCUGUCAGAGCUGGAGCCAGCUCCCCUGGACAGUCUGUGCAGUAGUGUGUCUGCCCAGGAGCCCACCAGCCAUCGGGGCGGCGGCUCGGGAGGCUACCUAGAGCACGUGUUCCGGCAUGCAGCCCAGGAGCUCUUUGGAAUCCACGUCACUGAGGUCACCUACAGACCCCUGAGGAACAAGGACCUCCAGGAGGUGACUCUGGAGAGGGAGGGCCGGGUCCUGCUGCACUUCGCCGUGGCCUACGGCUUCCGCAACAUCCAGAACUUGGUACAAAAGCUCAAGCGAGGGCGCUGCCCUUACCACUACGUGGAAGUCAUGGCCUGCCCUGCAGGCUGCUUGAACGGUGGAGGCCAGCUUAAGGCCCCUGACACACAUGGCAAAGAGCUUCUCCAGCAGGUCGAGAGGCUGUACAACAUGGUCAGUACCGAGGCGCCGGAGGACGCACCUGGGGUCCAGGAACUGUAUAGGCACUGGCUGCAGGGUGAGGGCUCAGAGCGGGCCAGCCACCUGCUGCACACAAGCUACCAUGCAGUGGAAAAGGCUGGCUCCGGCCUCAGCAUCAGGUGGUAGGAGGCCUCAAGGGUCUGCCUGGCCACUGUAGCCAGCACCGGGACUCCCAGGAAGACAAGUGGAGUCUCCAGCAGGGAAGUUGCCUGAGACCCCAGGGUGCACCCCUAAAAUGCUGGCUGAGCUGGGGGGAUAUUGGGACCCACACAGAGAUGGGACUUCAGGCCCCCCAGCCAGUAAAGAUGAUCUCCAGCCUGCACUCACCCAGACUCCCCACUGCAGGGGGCCAGAGGUUCCACCAACUGCUGGAACCUCUCCACGGGCCCAGAGCCUAGAGUUGCUCUAUUUCCUCCGGGUUGUGGCAGCCUAAGCUAUGAGGGUUUCAGCACGUCCCAUGGGGAGCUUAAGGGAGAGCAAAAUGGGGGUUUCUCAUCCUCCAUUUCUAGAGUCACCAGAAGCUGUGAUGUGGAGGGUGGUGACAGGCCAAACCUGCCAGACUGGUCCAGCUCACAGCAGAGCUUGGGGAACUCUGCCGCACUGGGCAGCAGAGGACACUGGCAGGAGAGCGGCACCUAGCCAUGAUCCCACCUGCGGAUGGGUGCCCCCUCCACCUAGAACCAGGUGUUUGAUGAAGCUUUGGUCUCUGGGGCUUGAGAACCUGCGUUUUAGGGGCUGAGUCGAGAUAGGAAGGACUGUUGCUGUCGGGCUUCAGUGGUCUUUCUGGCUGAGUCCUAUGUCCACAGCUGGAUCCCCACUUAAAAGGGCAGGGGGAGAGCAGACUGCAUUCAGCCCACCAGGCCUGUCCCCGAGAAGCUCACCUCUAGUAAAGGGAAUUCUCUCUAAAACCAAAUUCUCUUCAAGAGUGUUCACCAACGUCGAGAAAGGGGCCUUUCAAAGCUUUAUUAAAAGUUCAGGAGCCCUGUGCAC
Molecule: messenger RNA, 2990 nt
Organism: Hippopotamus amphibius kiboko
Lineage: Eukaryota; Metazoa; Chordata; Mammalia; Artiodactyla; Hippopotamidae
Gene: CIAO3
Product: cytosolic iron-sulfur assembly component 3
Exons: 11
Coding region: 726-2126 (466 amino acids)
Biological process (GO): iron-sulfur cluster assembly
Cellular component (GO): cytosolic [4Fe-4S] assembly targeting complex
Molecular function (GO): 4 iron, 4 sulfur cluster binding
Source: RefSeq, a predicted model, not a curated record